AGUUCUUUGAUCUAAAUUUAAUAAUUUAUUAUGAUUUUGUUUUCUUGAUAGUAUUACUUAAGAAACUCAUGGAAUGAUGGUAGUUUACUCUUGAGUCUUGAGUCUUUCUUUACCAUCCAUCCCUUCUAUUAUAUAUAUUAUAAAUACAAAUGGUGGAAUGAAGUCAUAUAUACAUAAUAAGUAAUACAGAACCGUGGUCGACAUGGAUUGGUUCUCAUGGCUUUCAAAAAGUGGGCUUGAGGCAUCCCUAGUGUAUGAGUAUGGCCUUACCUUUGCUCACAACGAGCUUGAAGAAGAAGACAUGUUUUACUUCAACCACGAGUUUCUCCAAAGCAUGGGAAUCUCCAUAGCAAAGCACAGACUAGAGAUCCUCAAGCUUGCCAGAAAAGAGAAGGGAAAGAGGCCACUCGCGGUGGCAAGGCUCGUGGCGGCAAUCAAGAAGACUAAGAACACCUUUGCUAACUAUGUUAGGACUUUGCUGAUGCACAAACAAGAAUCAGCACUUGCUGUGGUGCCGGUGCCAGUGCCUACUAGAAGUGGUUUGGGGACAAGAUGGAACAAGAGUGCUAUGAUGAAGAGGGGGCGUAAAAAGCAAGAGACACUCUUUCUCACAAAUGGAAGUUCCACACUUGUUCCAGCUCAGCCUGGUUUUUCUAGUCCUGUGGUCUACCAUUUCCAGAAGGAGGAGAAGAUGGAUGGAGAUGAAGAUGAUGGCUAUUGGUCUGCUGCUGUUGAAGAGAUCAAGUGGGAUACCAUGUUCCAGGAUCUCAAGCCAAACUGAAACUUUUAAAUUAGUUGGUGAGAAAGAAAGAUUUGAGUGUUUUUCUUCUUACAGAUACUGGUGGUGGGUAAGUUUAGCACCCUGUAUGUUCUAUACUAUAGUAUCCAGCUUGUUUCUUUUGCUUGUACUAUUAUAUGUGAUCAGGGUAAAUUACAUCUUCAUGAGCAGAGUAAUAUUGAGGUAGACAUUUUAGCUAGGUUGUUAUAUAGCAGCAAGAGCCAACAAGUAUAUAAUUUGAAUUUUGAAGCAUAAGCAGUUAGGCUUGAGUCUGCCUGACUUUACUUUAGGCACUGUAUUAUGUUAUGUCUGAUGGGAAUGAUCAUAUUAACAGACUAUAUUUGAUUUGAUUC
Molecule: messenger RNA, 1131 nt
Organism: Glycine soja
Lineage: Eukaryota; Viridiplantae; Streptophyta; Magnoliopsida; Fabales; Fabaceae
Exons: 1
Coding region: 203-781 (192 amino acids)
Source: RefSeq, a predicted model, not a curated record